Diospyros lotus (date-plum) is the source of this 1888-nucleotide messenger RNA. RefSeq names its product peroxisome biogenesis factor 10. The record is from RefSeq and is a predicted model, not a curated record. Gene Ontology annotation, cellular component: peroxisomal membrane. The coding region runs from base 609 to 1787 and encodes 392 amino acids. Gene Ontology annotation, biological process: protein import into peroxisome matrix. The transcript is spliced from 12 exons. Gene Ontology annotation, molecular function: zinc ion binding. NCBI's taxonomy places the organism in Eukaryota, Viridiplantae, Streptophyta, Magnoliopsida, Ericales, Ebenaceae.
UGGCUUCGGGAUGGAGAAUGACAGGCGGCGACCGGAGGACCCGGCCGGAGAUGAUUGGGUGGCGGUGGAACCAGUAGAAACGUUGAUUAGCGAAGAACCCAAGGAAGAGGAAUAACGCCACGACGCCGACAAUGAUUGAGCGAACUUUCCGGGCCAUCGGUCGUUGGAAGGGAAAAUGGAAAGGAUAAACGAAGAAGACUUUAGACCGCCAACCGCCAUUCUUUUUAUAAUAAUAAAUUGGCUAAAUUCACUUUAAAGAAGAGAAGGGAGCCCAAGACUGGAGUGCAGAUUGAGAUUGGGUUUCUGGAAAGGAAACCGGAGAUCCGGAAUCCGAGAUCCGAGAUCCGCGAUCCGCCCAACGAAAAUCCACGAAUUUGUAAUCUUCGGAGUUGGGGCAGAGCUCCAGCUCGAGAUCGACUGUACCGUCUUGUCUCUCCACGUAUAGGUUAUCUUUCUGGUGCCAGAAACAGCAGGGAUUUUGUGAGCUUGGACCGCUGCCCCUGGACAGUGAAUUAUUGAAGCCUAGGGAUAGUAGGCUGAUGGUGUUCUAGGGUUCCAAGUCGGAGAAGAGAAGCUGGGUUUUGUUUGCUGCUUAAUUGCGAAGAGAGAUGGGGGUGGUGGGUCGGAAAGAGCAAUCGUCUGGUUCGGGAGACGCCAGUAGCAGUGGCGGCGGCGUGAGGGGUUUUCCGGCGGCGGGACAACCAGAGAUAAUGAGGGCGGCGGAGAAGGAUGAUCACUACUCCUCCUUCCUCUUGUACGAUGCCUGUCGCGACGCCUUUCGGCACCUCUUUGGUACAAGAGUUGCUGUGGCGUAUCAAAAUGAGACCAAACUUUUGGGACAAAUGCUUUAUUAUGUAUUAACAACAGGUUCAGGACAGCAAACACUUGGAGAGGAAUAUUGUGACAUCACUCAGGUUGCUGGACCAUAUAACCUGCCUCCAACAGCUGCAAGGCGUACUCUAUUCAUUGUCUACCAGACAGCAGUUCCUUAUAUUGCAGAAAGAAUUAGUUCUAGAGUUGCCUCCCGUGGCAUUGCACUUGCUAACUCACUAUCCGACGAUCAGUUUGAAAACAAUGCUCCAGGGAGCAAUCAGGCUAGAUCAUCUGCAGUUUCUGAAAACCUAUCCUCUCCUUCAACUGCAGCCAUUUCAGUUUUAUCGAAAUUGAAGCAAAAACUUAAAGGGUUAUGGUUAUACAUAGUUCGGACAUGGCCUUCGAUGCAUCCGUUAGCCCGAGAAUUUUUGCAAGUGUUUAUUCGCACCAACCUCAUGUUCUUCUACUUUGAAGGCCUAUAUUAUCAUAUAUCAAAACGUUUGGCAGGCAUUCGUUAUGUGUUCAUUGGAAAACAAAUAAACCAAAGACCUCGAUACCAAAUAUUGGGCGUAUUCCUUUUAAUUCAGCUAUGCAUCAUUGCUGCUGAAGGACUACGGCGCAGCAAUUUAUCUUCCAUUGCAAGUUCAGUUCGCCAAACAUCGCUGGCGACACACCAUAGUUCAUCAGGUCGAGGUAUACCCGUUUUAAAUGAAGAAGGUAACUUCAUAACUUUGGACUCUGAGAAGGGAAGUUUUGUUUCUGAUACAUCAACCUCAGAGUCACAAGCAACAAGUGGAGUUGGCAAAUGCACACUUUGCCUUGGUAAUCGCCAAUACCCAACAGCCACACCAUGUGGUCAUGUAUUCUGCUGGAAUUGCGUAAUGGAAUGGUGCAACGAAAAGCCCGAAUGCCCACUUUGUCGUUCUCCUGUAACACAUUCGAGUUUGGUCUGUUUAUAUCAUUCAGAUUUCUAGUACCUGAUUAUGUUGCAGUGCUAAACAGGAGAACAACAUUUAAGGAAUUGCCAUCAGCAUAAUAACAAGGAGAUUAUAUAGGUGAGGGUCGUCUUGAUCAA